This is a messenger RNA of Clonostachys byssicola, 2075 nucleotides long. NCBI's taxonomy places the organism in Eukaryota, Fungi, Ascomycota, Sordariomycetes, Hypocreales, Bionectriaceae. The record is from the annotation of a GenBank genome assembly.
GCCAGAUCAUGGCAACAGGACCGGGUAGUAGCGGACAAGUCUCGCCGCAACCCACCAUUCAUCGAGUCUUUGGCAUGAUGAAGGCCUACCUGAAUGAGUUUGAGAGACACUCACUCAACGGGUUCAAAACUCUACGAGAGCAGUACCAAGAGAAGGAUGACGAGAUGAGUCGCGAAAUUUCUAAGGCAAUGGAUUCAUAUGACAAGAAUUCCAGCUCAGCUGGGAGAAAGCAUGUCGAAGAAAAGUUGCAGUCUCUACUGUCACACCGGGCAAGUUUUCGGGCUGAGCAUAACCAGGGUGAGGAAGAGGAGGCGUGCGAGAAACGACAACUGGAACUGUUGAGGCCGCUGCAAAUUGCGCUUUUCCAUUCUUUCCCCAUUGGCAGUUGGGAUGGGAUAAUAUUACACGGACCACCAAAGGUCUUGAAAGACACGGACCGUAAGGAGCAGCACCCCGAUGAAGUGAUUCAACACACCGUUGAAGAGACAGAAGGCGAGUUUGGAACAGUUGAUGGUGCUGCCAUGGAUGGAAGUGCAUCCCCUGAGGGCGUUAAUGGAGGGAGUCACAAUGGAGAACCUUGUGAUGAGGUGCUGGAUCAACCUGCCAACAACGAAGUGGCACAGCCGAAUGAGGUCCGACCUGAUGUUAUCUCCAGCAAUGAAUCUGAUGCAGACCCUAGUCAUCAAUAUUCAAGGCAGCCCGAGGACAGCGGAAGGGGCUCUCAUGACUUAGACUCUGAGUUUGAACCUGAUAUCGAAGAAGAUUCAGAAGAGGGCGACGAUGGAUCCGCAUUGGGUGUAAGGAUAGACGAAGACGUUGCUGUCUCAGGGAGCAAACGAAAGCUCCCCUAUGCGAGCCGUUCUCAGCCGCAGAAGAAGCCUUGCCAGCGGGAAAGGUCCCCUACCAAGUGCCGAAGCAAGGAGAGAACUAUCCGCUUCAAAGAGGUGUAUGAAAAUACUCGAGCUGGCCGCAAAGAGAUAAUUGUACAGUUUCCUGCAAAUGACGGUCGUUGGUACAUAAUCCGAUGUGAGGAACACGGAAUCGAAUUUGGAGGUAGCAACCCGCUCAUGGAUGCCGCAUUUCAUUUGGGCAGCCUCAAGCACGAUAAAUACUCAAAGGCCUAUAAGGAUGUUAUCGAGAAGAUGGGUAUACGAGUGAAGUACUGUACGAAGAGUCGUGCAGAGCAGAACAAUAACGCCAUUACAAACAAAGUAGUUCAGAAGAACUCGUCAACCUCGAUGGAUCAGACCACAGCUAGCAGUCAGAAUACCGAAGAUACCCUCUGCGACGACAUAGAGCCUGUAAUGUCAGACUGCGACAAUGAUAAUGAAGGCAACGAAAACCCAUACAUACGUCGUCAACCUGGUGAAAUAUGCCUCGUCUAUCAUUGUGGAGAGUAUAUUCCAGUUCUCGUCCUUCCUUUAGAGGAUAUGUUUGAAAUUGGAAUCAACGGCGACCUUGAGACACUGAACCUGGUCCAGUCUAUGCCAGACUGCUGCGUCUACAAGCUAGGCACAGGCAGAUACGGGUGGAAAGAUAAAUAUGAGGAUGGUGGCCGGUUCGAAUCGUUUCGCGCUCACCCUGGCCUAUGCUUGACUCACAACACCCUGGAGAUGUGUGAUUCAUUAUGGGUAAAAGGCACAAAUUUAGGAGAAUUUGAUUUGAGAGACCCCGCCAUCGUAAAUCAGGAGUACUACCAGCCGCUAUUGCGCCUCAUACUGCAGUUAGAUGCCAACAGGGCAGCCAACAAGGCGAGAGUUAUCACAGGUCCAGGCAACCAUCAUCCCAGCAGCUCUGGACAUGUUGCAGAUGGGGCCGAUGGCGAAAGCUGCGCGAACCCGAGAGAUCAUGGCGCAAGAAUUCAACCUGAUAACGUAUCAAAGCAGGGGCAUGAUGGCAAAGACGGCCCAGAGGAUGGUCGCCGUAGCCACACAGAUCGACAAGAGAACCGAGAGGACGAUACCAUGAUUUCGGAUGGCGAAAAUGUCCAAAACGAUGACCCUCCGGGAUCCACCGGCAUGAGUUCGCCUAGCCUCCAGCAAGACGGGAAUUAUGAUAAUCAAAGAAUCGUCCAC